This is a messenger RNA of Triplophysa dalaica, 5235 nucleotides long. RefSeq names its product tolloid-like 1 (gene tll1). NCBI's taxonomy places the organism in Eukaryota, Metazoa, Chordata, Actinopteri, Cypriniformes, Nemacheilidae. Gene Ontology annotation, biological process: proteolysis. The record is from RefSeq and is a predicted model, not a curated record. The transcript is spliced from 22 exons. Gene Ontology annotation, molecular function: calcium ion binding; metalloendopeptidase activity; zinc ion binding. The coding region runs from base 371 to 3439 and encodes 1022 amino acids.
CCAGUCAGCAAGCGCACACUAAUAUUCCAGUGACUGUAGGAGAGAAUUGUAUCCAGAGUGAGAGAGAGAGAGAGAGAGAGAGAGGGGAGAGAGUAUGAGGGCAGUACUCAGGAUGAGCCUGCGCUUUGAGGCUGUACAACACUAGACCCUCUGAGCUCUGCCUUUCGCAAAUAAUCUCCGCGCAAGGGAAACGUGAACCGGUAUCUUCGUUGAGGAUGAAUUAAUGGGUAUCCAGCAGAGGUGUCGCGACACUGACGGUCCUGCCCCGGUUGUCGAAACGGACCAGUGGUGACGAUGAUGUCCACAAAAUCCACCACAACUGGAAUCUAACGAGACGCUUCAUUCUGAUCGGCGCUCAUUCAAACUUCAGAUGGACUACAUUCACUCCACACUGACCAGUAAAAUGAAUUGGAUCACACUUCUGCUGGCCGGCUUGACUUUUUGGAGCAAUGUGUCAGUGCACAGCUGCUUAGAUUACGAUGACAACUAUGAUUAUUACGAAGAGGAGAAAACGGAGUCAAUAGACUACAAGGAUCCGUGCAAAGCUGCUGUAUUUUGGGGAGAUAUUGCAUUGGAUGAGGAGGACUUGAAAAUGUUCCAGAUCGAUGGGACGAUAGAGCUCACACAGCAGUCACAUGGGAGACAAGGGCACACGACUGGUGGUCUAGAUGAACAUAAUCCCAGUAAGAGGAGAGGCUCAUUAUAUCUGUUGCUGGACAGAAUACGACGGCUAGGCUUUGAAUCAUGGCCAGUAAAUAGCAGUGAAGAUGUACCGACCUCAAAAGCCGGAGGAAAGAGUGGAACCGGCAUUAAAGGUGUGAAGUCUCGAGUGCCGCGUGCUGCCACAUCCCGAGCAGAGAAGAUCUGGCCCGGAGGAGUCAUCCCUUACGUCAUAGGUGGCAACUUUACUGGCAGCCAGAGGGCCAUGUUAAAACAAGCCAUGCGACACUGGGAGAAACAGACGUGUGUGACCUUCAUAGAGAAAACCGACGAGGAGAGUUACAUCGUCUUCACAUACAGACCAUGCGGGUGUUGCUCCUACGUCGGUCGUCGAGGCAACGGCCCGCAGGCGAUAUCUAUUGGGAAGAACUGCGACAAGUUUGGCAUCGUUGUUCACGAACUCGGCCACGUCAUCGGCUUUUGGCACGAGCACACGCGACCUGACCGCGAUGAUCACGUGACUAUCAUCAGAGACAACAUCCAACCAGGUCAGGAGUAUAACUUCAUCAAGAUGGAGCCAGGGGAUGUAAACUCUCUUGGGGAGCCGUAUGAUUUUGACAGCAUCAUGCAUUAUGCCAGAAACACUUUCUCCAGAGGAAUGUUUUUGGACACAAUUCUUCCCUCUCGUGACGAGAACGGUGUCAGGCCUGCGAUCGGUCAGAGGACUAGACUCAGCAAAGGAGACAUAUCACAGGCCAAGAAGCUGUACAGAUGCCCAGCAUGUGGCGAAACGCUGCAGGACUCAGUGGGGAAUUUUUCGUCUCCAGGAUAUCCGAACGGAUACCCCUCAUAUACACACUGUGUGUGGAGAAUCUCUGUCACACCUGGGGAGAAGAUAGUGUUAAACUUCACCACUAUGGACCUGUACAAGAGUAGUCUGUGCUGGUAUGACUACAUAGAGGUUCGGGACGGAUACUGGAGAAAAGCGCCACUGCUGGGUCGCUUCUGUGGUGAUAAAAUUCCAGACAUUUUGGUCUCUACAGACAGUCGGAUGUGGAUUGAGUUUCGCAGUAGCAGCAACUGGGUUGGAAAGGGUUUCGCAGCUGUCUAUGAAGCGAUAUGUGGAGGAGAGAUCAGCAAGGACUCAGGACAGAUUCAGUCUCCAAAUUAUCCAGAUGACUACCGUCCAUCUAAAGAGUGCGUGUGGAAGAUCUCAGUGUCUGAGGGUUAUAGUGUCGGCUUGAGCUUUCAGGUCUUUGAGAUCGAGAGGCACGAUAACUGCGCGUACGACUACCUGGAGGUUAGAGACGGCCUGUCCGAUAUCAGCCCUCUGGUCGGUCGAUUCUGCGGCUAUGAUAAACCCGAAGAUAUCCGCUCAACCUCCAACACCCUGUGGAUGAAAUUCGUGUCGGACGGGACUGUUAAUAAAGCAGGAUUCGCAGCAAACUUCUUCAAAGAGGAGGACGAGUGUCUGAAGCCUGAUAAUGGGGGCUGUGAGCAGAGAUGUGUGAACACAUUAGGAAGCUUCAAGUGUGCCUGCGAUCCUGGAUAUGAACUCGCUCCUGACAAGAAGAGCUGUGAAGCUGCAUGUGGGGGUUUGUUGACUAAGUUGAACGGCACGAUCACCACCCCUGGUUGGCCUAAGGAAUACCCCCCGAACAAGAACUGUGUGUGGCAAGUGGUGGCCCCAGCUCAGUACCGCAUAUCCAUGCAGUUUGAAACCUUUGAACUGGAAGGAAAUGAGGUGUGCAAAUAUGACUACGUUGAGGUACGGAGCGGCUUGUCAUCUGACUCUAAGCUUCAUGGGAAAUACUGCGGCACAGAGGUUCCUGAGGUCAUCACCUCUCAGUUCAACAACAUGCGAAUCGAGUUUAAAUCAGACAACACUGUAUCCAAGAAAGGCUUCAAAGCUCACUUCUUCUCUGAUAAAGAUGAAUGUUCAAAGGAUAACGGCGGAUGCCAGCAUGAGUGCAUCAACACUAUCGGCAGCUACAUGUGUCAGUGUCGCAACGGUUUUAUAGUGCACGAGAACAAACACGACUGCAAAGAAGCUGAGUGUGAGCACAAGAUCCACAGUGCCAGCGGAACCUUCAGCAGCCCCAACUGGCCUGACAAGUACCCCAGCAGGAAGGAAUGCACCUGGGACGUCACCGCCACCCCCGGCCACCGCGUCAAAAUCUCAUUUAAUGAGUUUGAGAUCGAGCAGCACCAGGAGUGUGCGUACGAUCACCUGGAGGCCUUUGACGGAGACUCGGACAAGGCACCCAUCCUGAGCCGCCUGUGUGGCAGCAAGAUUCCAGAGCCGCUCAUCUCCACGGCCAACAAGAUGUACCUGCGCUUCAUCUCUGAUGCCUCAGUGCAAAGGAAAGGCUUCCAGGCCACUCACUCCACUGAAUGCGGAGGCCGACUGAAGGCAGAAGCACGGCAGAAGAAUCUAUACUCUCACGCUCAGUUCGGAGAUAAUAACUACCCUGGACACACGGACUGCGAGUGGCUCAUCACUGCAGAGUCCGGCUACAGCAUCGAGCUCACGUUCACCACUUUCGAAGUGGAAGAAGAAGCCGACUGCGGGUACGAUUACAUCGAACUUUACGAUGGCUACGACACCGGAACGCACAAACUAGGACGCUUUUGUGGAUCUGGGCCCCGUGAGGAGCUUUACACCGCCGGAGACGCCGUGUUGAUUAAUUUCCACACAGAUGACACGAUCAGUAAGAAAGGCUUCCAUAUCCGCUACACCAGCACAAAGUUUCAGGAGGCGUUACACACGCGCAAGUAACAACAGAUGAGAGACUCCAAAGAAACAGAGGACGCGGAUGAAAAGUUACAAAGACACACGAGGAGAAAACGGACUCCAGAAAACUGAGUUAUUUCAAUCGAGGACCCUGCCGUGACGUGUUUACUUCAUUGUAACUUGUGUUCAGUAUGGAAGUGCUGUCAGUGUUCCUUAACACCAAUCAGCUGCUCUUAUGUGUGGGGUAGCUCCACCCACUGGACCACAGAAUGGUGUCUUAAAUGGACAUUAAAUUAAAUGGCUCCCCUUGGAGCCCCACCCUCACACACGAAAACAGUGUUUUGGUUCUCAGUUUUCAGACUGCUAUAACUAGCGUGCGUAUGUGUGUGUUUGCAUGUCUCGUGAUGUUCUGGACAGCAUGGAUAGGCCGCUGACACCACACUGCACUGUACCUCAACUUAAACUUGUGUGAAUGAGAGAGAGGGAGCGUGAGAGGCCUUCAGAUAACCAGCCUGUUGAUCAGAACUCAUUUAAACAGAAGAACAAUUAUGUUAGCUUUAAUGACAAAACCCUUUUUUUUCACUGAACUAGCAUUAGUUAUGUAUGUUAAUGUGUAGCGUGAUUUCACAAUAAGCUUCCUUACAUAUAUGUAGCUUAUUGUUUAUGUCUGCAAUGGACACAUAAGCAAAAGUGAGUGACUAUGACUGCAUUUUCAUUGUAUACCAGUAUCGUAUGCUCUACUGGUGAGCAAACCCUUCGAUGGAACUCGACGGAAAUAUACAGUAUUUACGCAGACGCAGAAAAUCAGUCCAUCUAGGCCGAUGUAUGAGCAAAGGUGUUUUAUGACAAAUAUAAUUUUUUUUUAUCCAAAGGGACACUCUGUUAAAGAAAUCGUGUCGGAGAAACAGGAAAUGAUGUCGUAAAGCCUUGUGAAAUAUGUCUGUUACAGCUGUCACAACUUGACGUAACCCUGUGCGCUUUAUAUGCACUUAACACAGACAAAACAAGACUGGAUGGAACUGUGCGCUUUGCUACAAAUGAACUCAUGGGCAGUACCAAUGAAACUGUGUUUGAGAUAUAAGAAUGCUCACUACAUUCUUGCAAGGGAACGUUCUCCGAUGCUAUAUUCCCAAAUGACGAUCUGCGUUUUCACUGAUCCGGAACCUUUGUCCGCUUUGGAAACGACGUAAACGGUGCUAUUCAGUGUCUCAAAAAAACGACGUCCCAUGAGGCAGUGCUUCAACCGUUCAGUGAAUGUGUUGGUCUAAUGGAGAGGCAACAGUGAAAUAAUGUUGCUCAUCAACACAGAAAGAACGUUGAAAAAACAGCAUUGACAGCACUAGUGUUGUGGAGGAACAAUUAUUGCCUUAGAACCAAAUUGUACAUUCUUGCACAUGAUGAUGUUUCUGUAGAUAAUUGUUGCUGUUUUUUGUUUUGUUUCUGAAAUUAUUAUUUUAUUUGAUAUUAAGUUUAAAGAACUUGAAACUUUAUGUUAAAAAAAUCUUACAGACUGACCUGAAGUCGUCCCUACGUCCAGUUUCAUAUACAAACAAAACAUACACGUACACUUACAGUACCUGCAUAAACACUUGGUCAAAUAUAACAAGAACAAAAACAAGGAUAGGGUAUUCUUAAUGCUUUAGUGUGCGGUAAGACUGAGUGAAGUGUGAUGGUAUGUGUGCAUCUGGGAUUGAGUGAUAGACAGCACAGGUCAUGUGACUCUGCUGUUUAUCUGUAUGUGCCAAGCUCCUGUUGAUUCCAAAAUAGGUGAAUUAUGACGUAUGAUGUUACAGAAGAUUUUAUUUUCCUGCCUAAUGAUGAAAAAUAAAUCUUUGAUUAAA